Spinacia oleracea (spinach) is the source of this 3005-nucleotide messenger RNA. RefSeq names its product protein NEDD1. The transcript has 10 exons. Gene Ontology annotation, biological process: regulation of microtubule nucleation; cell plate assembly; regulation of mitotic spindle organization. Lineage: Eukaryota; Viridiplantae; Streptophyta; Magnoliopsida; Caryophyllales; Amaranthaceae. Bases 286 to 2604 code for a protein of 772 amino acids. The record is from RefSeq and is a predicted model, not a curated record. Gene Ontology annotation, cellular component: kinetochore microtubule. Gene Ontology annotation, molecular function: protein binding; gamma-tubulin complex binding.
GUGUACUAUACUAGAGAGAGUUAUAUAACACUAAUUGGUAAAUAUGCCUCCCAAACAUCUCAAGCAAAAGGUUACGCACUCACUCAUUCACUCACUAUUUUCAAUUUCAAUUCAAAAUUCAAAAUCAUAAAGAUCGAAUUGAAAAAACUUGGCAUACUUUUUGACACUGUUCACCAUCCCUCCAUUAGGGCCUCCCCCCUUUUUGCUCCUCCGGCAUAGAACCACACUGUUCGAUUCAAAGCGAGGAGAGAGAAAAUAUAGAGCGGUGUUUCGCACUGCGCAUCAAUGGUGUUGUUGGCGGCCAGCGGCGGCGACACCGUUAAGCUUUUUGACGUGUCGGUUAAGUCCGGCGAUCCUUGCUCUCUCAAUUACACCCCAUCGCCCGGUUGCCAAGUUAACUCCAUCAAGUGGAAUCAUACCAAUUUGGUUGUUGCAAGUGCUGGAGAUGAUAAGAAGAUUACAUUGUGGCGUAAAAAUGGGCAGAGUAUGGGGACUAUUCCUCUUUCAGGGUCUGAAUCUGGUGAUAAUAUUGAGGAGGCUAUAUCAUCCAUAAGCUUCAGCAACAAAACCUCUAGAUACUUGUGUUCUGGGGGAAGUGGUCAAGUUGUUAGAAUAUGGGAUCUACAGAGAAAGCGUUGUAUCAAAUGGUUGAAAGGUCAUACUGGGUCAAUAUCAAGUGCAAUCUAUAAUUGCAAAGAUGAGCACUUGGCCUCCAUUAGUACUAAUGGGGAUCUUUUGGUCCACAAUCUUGCCUCUGGUGCAAGAGCUGCUGAACUGAAAGAUCCUCACGGACAGAUGUUGAGAGUACUUGAUUAUUCUCGAGUUAGCCGGCAUCUCUUGGCUACAGCUGGUGAUGAUGGCUCCGUGCAUUUGUGGGAUACAACCGGUAGAAGUCCAAAGGUCUCUUGGUUAAAGCAGCAUUCUGCACCUACUGCUGGUCUUAGCUUCUCUCCUUCAAAUGACAAGAUGAUUGCUACUGUUGGUCUAGAUAAAAAGCUGUAUACUUUCGAUUCAGGUACGAAAAGGUCCUCGUUUUGCAUUGCUUAUGAAGCCCCUUUUACUUCACUGGCAUUCAGAGAGGAUGACUGGAUAUUGGCUGCUGGAACAAGCGACGGUCGCGUGGUUUUCUAUGAUGUUCGUGGAAAACCACAGCCUUUUACUGUUCUUCGUGCUUAUGGGCAUUCAGAGGCAGUCACGAGUUUGUGUUGGCAAAGAUCAAAACCUAUUGAUGUCAAUGAGAAAAAUUGUACGGCAGACGUAGCUCUUUUAGGAGGGUCUGUUGAGGACUCAAUUUUAAUGCCUGACCCACUUCCUUCAGCAACAUUAUCCAGUGUUUCACUAUCAACAACUUUGUCUGGUCCUCGACGUUCAAGCUCUGCAGUGGAAUCAGCCUUCGCUACAACAUUUACAAACACUUUGUCUUCAUCAGAGGAAACACCUCACAGAAGCUCAUUGAAGACAGGUGGAGUAUUGCCAAGACUACAUACUCGGAAUUAUAACUUUAAGGAUGACAUGGAUGUUUUCUCCCCACUUGUGGAUGUCCAGCCGAUUACGCCCGCACUUGAUAAACUAUGGAAUGAGCCUGAAGGAUCCAGAAAAGAUCAACCCGGUGAUAAAAAAAUCUCUUCACUGUUUUCCAGUCGGAAAUUCACACUUCCGGAAGGUGUCAAUGAUAUACACCCAAUUUUUGACUGGAAACCUGGCCCAGCUUCUAAACAGGAUGACACCCAUUCAUCCCUUCCUGGUUCCACUCCCAGUGCAUCUUCCCGAAGUGACGAUUCUUCAUCUAUUACUCCUCCAGAAGCUUGGGGUGGUGAGAGACUAUCAGAUAAAAUUGCCCAUCAUCGUCAGCUGGGAUCUCUGACAUCGCGUUUCAGUAUGUCAACUUCUAACAGUACUUCCACUUCAAUAUACACUGGAUUGCAAGAUCCAUCUGCAAGCCAGUCAGCCAUGAGUUACUCAACAAACGCAAGUCUUAUCUCAAGCUUGCGACCAAGAGACAUAUCAUCUGUUCAAGAAAGUUCCCCUGGAGCUUUUGGACAUGUCCCCUUUAGUGCUCUCUCGAAUCAUGGUUCAAAAUCCCAGGCAAAUCCUGAAGCUGUUGGACCAUUUUCUUUGAAUCCGUCUCGAAGAUUUACCACCUAUGCUGAGAGGAUAGGCAGUUCUGCAUCUUUCAACGAUGGUGUUUCUGCUUCAGUCGGUUCACCUAAAACAAAGAAAACAGGAGUUGAAACACGGGAAGAACUUCAGAAUAGUCUGUUGGCCAGAUCUGAUACAACAUAUGCCGCUGAACCUGGGUUGCUUCCAACUAUUAAUGGAGCACCAAAUUUACAUCAGAGAACACCUCAAGCAGACCUGCAGCCAGGAUCCACUAACUUCACCCUUCAACUAUUUCAACAUACCCUUCAAGAAACUCUGUCAUCCUUCCAGAAGUCAAUACAUGAAGACGUGAGGAACCUUCAUAUCGAAAUUCUAAGGCAAUUUCAUAUGCAAGAGACGGAAGUUUCAGGUUUUAUGAAUACAGUUGUGAAUAAACUAGAUUCACUUACAGAAGAAAUCCAGGAUUUGAAGAAAGAAAAUGAACGGCUUCGUCAAUUGCUUUGAAAAUUCACAAAGGACUUUGAGAAUUUAUUUUUACUUUUAUUGGAGGAGGUGUUUGGUUGGCGGGUUUUCAUUUAUAGUUUUGUUUUCCCUGUAUGUAUAUAGAUGCAUCAUUGAGUAGGUGAUGUUUUUUUCCCCCAUGAGCCCAGAUGAAUAUGUAUUCUUUUUAUUUAAUAUCUGGCUUAGCUUUUAGCAUUACAUAAAAUUUGUGUGAUUAUUGCUAGAGAAAGUGAGUGUUAGCCUUGAUGGUUAGAAUCGUUUGAAACAAAAUGAUCCUUCUCGUUAUUUAAUUAUGCAGUUUAGUUGUUGAUUGAAGAUUUCAACUAACUCAAUUUGAUAAGAAAGAUUUUGGGUGUACUGGCUUAUUGGUUCCCUUUGAUUUAAUGGAUAUCAAAUUUUGUCUA